Lachancea sp. 'fantastica' is the source of this 4383-nucleotide messenger RNA. NCBI's taxonomy places the organism in Eukaryota, Fungi, Ascomycota, Saccharomycetes, Saccharomycetales, Saccharomycetaceae. The record is from the annotation of a GenBank genome assembly.
AUGAAGGAAGUUGUGGUGGACAUAGCGCCCAAGAGGAUUAAAGGCCUUGAGUUCAGUGCACUUUCGGCUAGUGACAUCGUUGCUCAAUCGAAAGUUGAAAUUACCACGAGAGACCUCUUUGACCUGGAAAGUGGGAGAAAACCCAAGGAUGGAGGUGCUCUAGAUACAAGAAUGGGAGUUUCGUCUUCGCAGGCUGAGUGUUCAACCUGCCAUGGAAAUCUUGCAUCUUGUCAUGGCCACUUUGGGCACAUUAAGUUGUCCUUGCCUGUUUUCCAUGUUGGCUAUUUCAAGGCCACUAUCCAGGUUUUGCAGUCAGUGUGUAAGGGCUGUGCUGCCCUUUUACUCUCUGAAGAGGACAAAAGACAAUUUCUGGGCGAACUUCGUCGUCCAGGUAUAGACAAUCUGAGAAGAAUGGGAAUUUUGAAAAAAGUUGUGGAUCAAUGUAAAAAACAGAGAAGAUGCUUUGCCUGUGGAGCUUUGAACGGUGUUGUCAAGAAAGCUGCCGCUGGUUCUGGUUCUGCCUCACUCAAAAUCUUACAUGACACCUUCAGAUGGGUAGGUAAAAAAUCUGCACCAGAAAAAGAUAAAUGGUUUGGAGACUGGAAAACGGUACUUGCACAUAGUCCAGAGCUCGAACGUUACGUCAAGCGAUGCACAGAUGACUUGAACCCUUUGAAGGUAUUAAAUCUGUUUAAGCAAAUUGCACCAAGUGAUUGUGAACUACUCGGGAUCGAUAGUUCCGUCAAGUCAGGCAGACCUGAAACUUAUAUUUGGAGAUACUUGCCUGCGCCACCGGUGUGUAUUCGUCCAUCUGUGAUGAUGCAAGACUCUCCUGCGUCAAACGAAGAUGAUUUAACCGUAAAGCUUACAGAAAUUGUUUGGACCUCGUCCUUGAUUAAAGCAGGUUUGGAAAAGGGUAUUUCAAUCAAUAAUAUGAUGGAGCAAUGGGACUAUUUGCAAUUGGCAGUUGCCAUGUACAUCAAUUCGGAUUCGGUCAACCCGGCGAUGAUGCCCGGAGGAAAUGCUGGCGGGAAGACCAAGCCGAUAAGAGGCUUUUGUCAGAGGUUGAAAGGUAAGCAAGGUCGUUUCAGAGGUAACCUUUCAGGUAAACGUGUGGAUUUCUCGGGCAGAACUGUCGUAUCCCCGGAUCCCAACCUGUCGAUUGACCAAGUUGCGGUACCUGACCGUGUCGCUAAGGUGCUCACGUACCCAGAGAUGGUCACUCGCUAUAACAAACAAAAACUGCAGCAGUUGGUCAUAAAUGGACCCAAUGAGCACCCGGGGGCUAACUACAUCUUGAAAAAGGAUGAAGAGGCAAGACGCAAUCUACGUUACGGUGAUCGUUUGAAGCUCGCGAGAAAUCUCCAGUUUGGUGACGUGGUCGAGAGACAUCUGGAAGAUGGUGAUGUUGUUCUAUUUAACAGACAGCCUUCCUUACACAGACUUUCUAUUCUGUCACAUUAUGCGAAAAUCAGACCUUGGAGAACCUUCAGAUUGAACGAAUGUGUGUGUACCCCUUACAAUGCUGAUUUUGAUGGUGACGAAAUGAAUCUUCAUGUUCCUCAAACGGAGGAGGCCCGUGCUGAGGCUAUCAACCUUAUGGGUGUCAAAAACAACCUGCUAACGCCUAAAUCUGGAGAGCCCAUUAUCGCUGCUACCCAAGAUUUUAUCACCGGGUCAUAUUUGAUAUCGCAUAAGGAUUCGUUUUACAGCAGAGCUGAAUUCGUUCAGCUUUUGUCGAUGAUGUCGGAUGGUAAUUUGCAGUUUGACAUACCUCCUCCGGCCAUAAUGAAGCCUUAUUACAUGUGGACAGGAAAGCAGGUGUUCUCUCUUCUCAUCAGACCGAAUAAAAAAUCAUCUGUCGUCAUCAAUUUGGAUGCUAAGAACAAGGUUUACAUUCCUCCCAAGAGAAAAGAGUUUCCUAAUGAGAUGUCCCAAAACGAUGGUUUUGUCGUCAUUCGAGGUUCUCAAAUCCUGAGCGGUGUCAUGGACAAGUCUGUAUUGGGUGAUGGUAAGAAACACUCGGUAUUUUACACUAUUCUUAGAGAUUUUGGGCCGCAGGAAGCUGCUUUCGCUAUGAACAGAAUGGCGAAACUGUGCGCCCGUUUUCUGGGCAACAGAGGUUUCUCAAUUGGGAUCAGCGACGUCACACCUGGUUUUGAGCUUAAACGGCAGAAGGAAAGCAUGGUUGAAGAUGCAUACGCGAAGUGUGAUGAGCUCAUCGAUCAAUUCGACAAAGGAAAACUGGAAACUCAGCCCGGUUGUAAUGAGGAGCAGACACUGGAAGCUAAGAUCGGUGGUUUGCUUUCUAAAGUUAGAGAAGAAGUCGGUGAAGUCUGCAUCAAAGAGCUGGAUAAUUUGAAUGCGUGUUUGAUCAUGGCAAACUGUGGUUCCAAGGGUUCGAACUUAAAUGUCUCCCAGAUGGUUGCAGUUGUCGGUCAGCAAAUUAUCUCUGGUAAUCGUGUUCCGGAUGGCUUCCAGGAUCGUUCUUUACCUCAUUUUUUGAAAAAUUCCAAAACACCACAGUCGAAGGGUUUCGUCAGAAACUCCUUUUUCACUGGCUUAACACCACCAGAGUUUUUAUUCCACGCUAUUUCUGGACGUGAAGGUCUGGUAGAUACUGCCGUCAAGACCGCUGAGACUGGUUACAUGUCUCGUAGACUGAUGAAAUCUUUGGAAGAUCUGUCUUGUCAAUACGAUAAUACUAUCAGGACAUCUUCGAAUGGUAUUGUUCAGUUCACCUAUGGUGGUGAUGGAUUAGACCCCAUCGACAUGGAAGGUAACGCACAACCUGUCAAUUUCGCGAGAUCAUGGGAACACGCGAACAACAUCACAUUCAAUCACAUCGACAAAGGAUUGCUUCCUUACCAAAUAAUGCAACAGACGAAUAAGAUUCUAGAACCGCUUGAAAAGAAACUCUUGAGAUAUGACAAUUUGGGUAAUCUGCUAAGUGGACUUGAGGCGCAAUGCGAAGAUUUCAUAGAUCAGCACGAUGCGGAAAGAAACUUCUACCAAUCGUUAAGAUCAUACCUAGAAGAUAAGGCUAACCACUUGGCAAAAACGAGAAAGCACAAGGGAUUAAUGGAGUAUUUGGAAGAACCAGCCGCCGAAUUGCAAGAAAUGGAUUUGGAUGACAAAGCUUCGGAAGCAUCCAUAGCAUCAGUUUCUCAAUUGUGCAAAAUCUCGUCCUCACUGGUUGGGAAAUUUUUGGAAAUAGCAAUCUUCAAAUACCAUAAGGCCAAGGUCGAACCUGGAACGGCAGUCGGUGCCGUGGGUGCGCAUUCGAUUGGUGAGCCUGGUACACAGAUGACAUUGAAGACUUUCCAUUUUGCUGGUGUCGCUUCUAUGAAUGUAACGCUUGGUGUACCUCGUAUCAAGGAAAUUAUCAACGCCUCAAAAGUCAUUUCCACACCUAUUAUCAACGCCGUUCUCGUCAAUGACAAUGAUGAAAGAGCCGCUAGAGUGGUUAAGGGUAGAAUCGAAAAGACAUUGAUGUCCGACGUGGCCUUCUAUAUUCAGGACGUCUACCGGGACAACAUGUCGUUUCUACAGGUUAAAGUGGACUUGAGCACCAUUGAGAAAUUGCAAUUGGAGCUGACGGUUGAAGAUAUCGCAGUUGCAAUAACAAGAGCAUCUAAACUCAAAAUUGCAGCUUCUGAUGUCAGUAUUGUCGGGAAGGACAAAAUCAACAUCAACGUCUAUCCCGAAGGUGCUAAACUCAAAUCAGUCUCUACUUCAGCUAAGGAACCUCCUGAAAAUGAGCUGUUUUACAGAAUCCAACAUUUACGUCGUGCACUGCCCGCAAUAGUUGUUAAGGGUCUUCCUGACAUUGCAAGAGCGGUCAUCAAUGUUAAAGACAAUGAGAAGAGGGAACUUCUGGUCGAAGGCUACGGUUUACGCGAUGUUAUGACCACGGAUGGUGUGAUCGGCUCAAAAACAAAGACAAACCAUGUUUUGGAAGUUGUUAGCGUACUGGGAAUUGAAGCAGCAAGGGCCAGUAUCAUCGGUGAAAUUGACUAUACUAUGAGUAAUCACGGUAUGAGUGUUGAUCCUCGUCACGUACAGCUAUUGGGUGACGUUAUGACCUAUAAGGGUGAGGUGCUGGGUAUCACACGUUUCGGUCUGAGUAAAAUGAGAGACUCGGUGCUGCAACUUGCGUCGUUCGAGAAGACCACUGAUCAUUUGUUCGAUGCCGCCUUCUACAUGAAGAAGGACGCCGUCGAAGGUGUCUCGGAAUGCAUUAUUUUAGGCCAGACGAUGUCCAUUGGUACAGGUGCCUUUAAGGUCGUAAAGGGUACGUCUUUGUCUACCGAAGACCUAAAACCUAAGCCAGUACUUUUUGAAGAUUUGUGCAAGAAUGUCUCAACUCUGAAAGUCAACUAG